Sycon ciliatum is the source of this 2388-nucleotide messenger RNA. Its product is annotated as TBC1 domain family member 10B-like. Bases 680 to 1822 code for a protein of 380 amino acids. Lineage: Eukaryota; Metazoa; Porifera; Calcarea; Leucosolenida; Sycettidae. The record is from RefSeq and is a predicted model, not a curated record. The transcript is spliced from 13 exons.
CCAGGCUACAGUCAGUGCAGUACAAGUACAAGACAGUCGCGUGGCUGUCGUUCCCCUUGUUGGUGGUGGUGAUGUUCAGUAUCACGUUGCAAGAAACUGAAAAUGUAUCUCCCUUUCUUCCCGACCGUGUCGCCCUAUCACGCGUAAUACUACUACUACUAGUGUACUAGUGUUAGGUACAGCUUGCUGUGAACAGAUUCACUCGUCAUGCAUGUACAUGUAGUGAGAUAGUGCCUAUUAGUGGUGCCUUCUGGCUGACGAGGAACCCGUUGUCCUUCGUAUCACAAUCCUAUUCAGUGGCUGCAACUGGCUGUGCUAUUGAGGCCCGGCGAGCUGCCAAACGCGCAUCGAAGCAUGAAAAUAACCUACGAAUGCCUGCUUCGCCAUGAUGUGAGGUGAUCACGCACCGGCUGGCUAGAGGAUUACUGCCCUCGCCAGAUGCAGAGCAAGUGACUCAGAAGCCUGGAGAGUAGUGUGGCGGACGGUAGAUACUCGCGUUGCCUCACUAGCCUGGUCUCGACCUGAUGGUCUCCGCUUUCCACUGUACUAGAUCUAUUGCCGGCCGAGCGAGAUAGACGUUAGUCUAGCUGCGACCUGGCACUGGGAUCCAUGACCCUUUGGCAUUGCGCAGUGCUGUCGCUCGUUCACUGCGCUGCGCCGAGCACAGCUGUGAGGAGUGAUGACGGAAGAAACGGCGGAGGCUAGCGGUGAUUCUAGCGUUGCUUCCCCUGACGCCGAAGCAGCUGUAGCUCUGGGCAGUAACGGUGCUGCAGUGGUAGACGCGGCGGUGGCUAGUGGUGAAAGCACAGCAGCCUGGCAGGAUCAGGGAAAAGAUGUGAGCUCCAAGAUGAUGAUGGGUAGAAAUUCGUCUACGCAGGAUCCUUCAAGAAAAAACCUGAAUGGCUCGACACCCGGUGGCGUUCUUCGCGGUCGUGAACGCAAAUGGAUAGACAUGAUCAAGAACUGGGACAAAGUAAUGAAGCACAAGCCUGAGAAGGUAAAGAAGAGGUGUCGCAAGGGUAUUCCGCAGUCAAUCCGACCCAAGGCCUGGAUGCUUCUCUCUGGUGCUGAACACUUGAAAAAGAAGAAUCCACGUCGGUUCGAGGAAUUGGCUGCUGGUGAAGUGGACGAAAAAGUGAUGGAGCAGAUUCGGAAAGAUCUUCACAGAACACUUCCGAAGUUUGAGAUGUUCAAGUCGCCACAAGGACAAGGGCAAGCCGAUCUUCUGAAGAUCCUCAAAAGCUACGCAGUUCACAACCCUGCGAUUGGUUAUACUCAGGCCAUGAGUGACAUAGCUGGCAGCCUACUGACUGUGAUGCCAGCAGAGGAUGCGUUCUGGGUGUUUGUCGCCAUCAUCGACAACUAUCUGCCAAACUACUUUGCCGACGGAAUGGUGCCCUUGCUGAACGAUGCAGACAUCUUCGAUGACCUACUCAGCGAAACACUACCGGACAUUGAUGAUCACCUGAAGCUACUUGGCAUUCCGUCACUCACUUACCUGCCACCGUGGUUUUUGUGUAUCUUCACCAGGACACUGGAGUGGAGCUGUGUACUGCGCGUCCUUGAUAUGUUUUUCUUUGAAGGCAUCAAAGUUCUAUUCCGUGUUGCAGCGUCGAUUUUGCAGUUGACUCUUGGAUCACCAAGUCAGCGCGAAAAAUACCAAUGUACAAGUGAUGUGAAUGACCUUCUGGUUCGAGAGCUACCUGGCGAAGUGAUCAUCGCCGACAACCUCCUACCACAGUACCUGAAGAUGCCGAUCACAAGCAAGGUCAUGGUACGUCAUCACACUCGAGUUGAGCGAAAAAGCACCAAUAAAAUAUAGAUGGCUGAAAAAUUGAAUGUCUCCUGCCACCCAACCCCCUUUCCCCUCCUUCCUCUCCCUCCCGAUAUUCGCGUUGAUGAGCAAAGAUUCCUUGCAAACAGUUGUAUGUCUUUUUAUCACCAUUCAUCAGUGCAUUGCUGUGCAUGCUUUCCAGUUGGUUCUAUCAAAUGAUUGCGUUGACCCCACAUUGCAUACCCUAUGCAAAUUGUUCUAGGCAAACUAUAGCAGUGCUAUUAGGUGGAGAUUAGACAAUUAGAAAAGAUUGCGGAUAUUCGCCUCGGUAAAUUGUCAUACUGUAGUAUACUGUUGUGCAUCUGGCCACUGCCAUUCAGCUUGGGUCUAAUACACAGCUAGGAACACACAGUCAUGUGCCGUACUACUACUGCACAGAGAACCACUAGCUAGACUCCCGCAGCGAAUCAUAUCCACUACUCACGCGUGUAUACAUAAUUAUCCACUUAGCUCUUCUCCAUUGUAGUGGGAGUGUGUUCGCAUUCUAGCAUAUUUUAAAUUUUCUAUUUAAUUUUUUUUUAAUACUUCAAAGAGUUCUUCCGCUUUUCCUUCUA